This is a messenger RNA of Gryllus bimaculatus (two-spotted cricket), 807 nucleotides long. NCBI's taxonomy places the organism in Eukaryota, Metazoa, Arthropoda, Insecta, Orthoptera, Gryllidae. The record is from the annotation of a GenBank genome assembly.
AUGAGCCGAUGGAGAGUGACUGAGGGUGUGGUCGCAGAUCCGACGCGGAGGGGUGGCGGCGACCAGCAGCGCAGUUCGACGCAGCACAGCGCGGCGCGGCUCGGCACGGCACGGCCCGCCCCAGAAGAUACCCUCCCUCUCGCCUUGCUUGCUUUCCGGCUUAAGAGCUUCAGCUUGACUAAACAUAAAGCUGAAGAAAUGAAUGAUGAUGAUGAUGAUGAUGAUGAGUGGCCAUUGAAGCGAGCGGCACUAAGUGCUCACUCUGGAGGGUUUGCGAGACAAACAAUCCUCUGCCGCCCAUCUUUAUCGCCCCGAUGCCGACGGUGCGCACGCAAGGCGGCGGCGGCCAGAGCGCCGGGGGCGGCGGCGGCGGCAGCGCAGCAGGGGGCGGGCGCGGCGGGCUCCUCCGCGGGGCGCUCGGGGGCGCAGCGCACCACCUUCCGCCCGCCCUGGAUCAAGGAAGGGCCCGAGCCGCUGCCCAUGCCCGCAGCGCCCUGGACGCUGGCCCGCGCGCGCGACCGACGCACCAGCAGAGAUGAGCCCGCGGAGACGCCCGCCGCCGCGCCGCCGGCCGCGCGCAAGCAGAGCAAGAUCACCAUCGUGCCGUCGCAGCCCUCGGCGGCGGCCCCGCACGAGAACGGCAAGGCGGAGGAACCGCAGGAGCGGAAGAUCAACAUCCAGGUGGAGUCCAAGCAGCGCUCCGAGCCCAAGGCAGAGCCAAAGGCAGAGCCAAAGGCAGAGCCCAAGGCAGAGCCCAAGGCCGAGCCCCGCCCCCCGAAGCCAGAGCCCAAGGACGCUAGCAAGGUG